AUGAGAACCAUUGAGGAGACCAGAAAGAGAUGGAACGUACUGUUCUCCGACAACGACACACCUUCCGAUCUCCGAGCGGCGUUACAAUCCGAGCAAGGAGGAACCCUGUGCAAUGACGGACUGAGGUCGGUUUGCUGGAAGGCAUUUCUACUCUUCGACGGAUUGGAAAAAAGGGAAUGGACGUCUAAGCUCGAUGAAUCCCGGGAUGCCUAUCGUGCGUUGAGAGAUCAUUUCUUGAAAUACAUCGAACACCCGGACGAUUUAGAGUCGACUGUUGAUCCGCUGGCGGAUGAUGAGCAGUCCCCGUGGCAAACACUCCGACACGAUGAGACGCUACGUACCGAGAUUCUGCAAGAUGUCGAUCGAUGCUUGCAGGAAAACUUUUUUUUCCAAGAGCCCGACACGAAAUCCAAAUUGACUGAUAUCCUGUUUGUCUACUCGAAGCUGAAUCCAGAUGUCGGCUAUAGACAAGGAAUGCACGAAUUACUCGCACCUAUUCUGUGGGCAGUAGAUCGAGACUCGGUGAAGCCACACCCUGGAGGAUUUGAUGCGAAUAAGGACAACGGUGAAGGCUUGAUGCUAAAGCUUCUUGAUGCACAAUUUGUGGAACAUGAUUCAUUUACGCUGUUUCUCUCUGUCAUGCAGACAGCCCGCAUAUACUAUGAACACGGCGAGACACGGUCGGCAAAUGGCCAGAUGGAUGUAAUUCCGAUAGUCGACCGCUGUCACUAUCUCCAUAAGGAAGCUUUGGCGAUUAUCGAUCAUGAGCUCGCUGAGCACCUGGAAGCUGUGGAUAUAUUACCCCAAAUUUUCCUAACCCGCUGGAUGCGCCUUCUGUUUGGGCGAGAAUUUCCAUUUGACGAUGUCCUAAUGAUGUGGGAUCUGCUGUUUGCCCAUGGGCUACGGUCUGAUCUUGUUGAUUUCACGUGCAUUGCAAUGCUGCUUAGAAUCCGUUGGCAAUUGCUCACGGCCGACUAUACAACCGCCUUAACGUUAUUACUUCGCUACCCUUCGCCCGAACCACACACACCUCAAACUUUCGUGCAUGAUGCACUCUAUUUGGAACAGAAUCCCACAGCUGAUCGAGGCAGUUUCAUUAUAUCCAAAUAUUCAGGCAGACCGCCGGACUCCAAAAUUCGCAACCACUCUGGUACACAGCCCACGAGGAAGGCCUUCCUUUGGGAGGACUUCAAGAAACGCAGCGAAAGAAGCCCACCUCCUGGAUCACCAGCCCGAAAUAGCCCCAAAAGCCUUGAGUCUCUUUUCCAAGACGUCUCUCAGGGAAUCCAACGCCGGACAGAGGCCUGGGGCGUAGCCAAAGCUGUUCGAGGCGCCGUGACAGAAGCUAGGAAAAAUAUGCAGACAAUGCAUUAUGAAUCAAAUAUGCGUCCUGGAUUCUCGAGACCUGUUUCCGCUGUAUCAUCCUCGGCUGGAGUGGAAACGAAGAUCAAUCUACUCGAAGAAAGGAACCAAGCUUUGGCAACGAUUUUACGCGAGGCACUGGACGAUCUUGGCUCCCAGCUAGCAAAGAUCAAAGACCUCGAUUCUGAUACGAAUAACACAGUGAAGCAGGCCCUAGUCAAAGCUGAGAGUGUCCGGGCCUGCCUCGAAGACUCUUCCAUCCCAGUAGAUCCCCCUCUUGACUCCCGUGUAGACGGUGAAUUGAGCCAACUGGGCGAAUUGCAGAAUACGCGCACCUCGACUACGGACAAGGCAGAAGGCAGCAAGGUGGCAAACAAAGGUCAAUUACGCAUAAUAAGUCCCAACGCGGAUACAAGCGGGCCGAAAGCCGAUGGUCGAACUGAUUCUGUGCUAGCGACGGCAAGGCGAACGAACAGUGGCCAUAAACCCGAAGGGUCGCGGACAAUCCCCUCGCGAUCAACUAUACGACCUUCUAUGACGGAUUCGGGAUUCUCAUGGAUGCUUGGCGGUGGGCGGAACUUGUCGGGUUUUGUCAGCUCGACAUCACCGCCGCCGGAGCAGACUCGACAUCUAGAUCAAAAUCGCGGGAAGCCCAAUGCCUUCGGGUCGAGCGGAGAUGACAAUUCAGGGGCGGAUUCUGGGCAUGGUGAAUUGGCGCUGCACAGUCUCCGGGGGUCUCGGGACCCUCUGUCAGGGACCGGCCCAUGA
Molecule: messenger RNA, 2130 nt
Organism: Penicillium coprophilum
Lineage: Eukaryota; Fungi; Ascomycota; Eurotiomycetes; Eurotiales; Aspergillaceae
Product: GTPase-activating protein GYP6
Exons: 6
Coding region: 1-2130 (709 amino acids)
Biological process (GO): activation of GTPase activity
Molecular function (GO): GTPase activator activity
Source: RefSeq, a predicted model, not a curated record